CAGCCCCUCAGCCGGAAAGAGGAUUGCGCUGUAGUUACAAUUUACAGCUGUUACUAGCGUAGCGGUUCGGGAGUCUGGAAGGCGAGGACUUUUGGAGAACGAGUUGAGGUGUGACUGGAAUCAUUCUGCAUUCAUUGGUGUACGGGCUAACUCAUAUUACAGGGAUGUCUGUAUCUAUGUAGCAAGCAGGGGCAAGAAAACAAGGAUGGCCGCGGACGUGGAUAAAACGAUUGCGGGAAAUAAGAAUGUUACGCCCCAGGAGAAAAAGCAUCUAAACAUGAUAUCUCCAAGCAGUGGAGAACUUGUGUCUGGCAGGAACAAGAGAAGAUCAUGGAUCACCGGGGCAAUCUCCUUAACAGUGUUGACGCUAAUUAUUGUGCCAGUCCUCGCCUUUUUCUACAAAUACUACCAGGACUCACAGCUUCUCAGACGUCACAAAGAGGGUGUGAAGACUCUGGGCACCGAGGGGCUCUUCCUGUUCUCCUCGUUAGACACGGACCACGACCUGUUUCUCAGCCCGGAGGAGUUCAAGCCUAUAGCUGAGAAACUCACAGGGAUUGCACCUCCUGGUGAUUUUGAGGAGGAAGAGCUCGCUGACCCGAACGGUGAGAUCCUGGCCUUGGAAGCCCAGAUGCAGCCUCUGUUGAUGGACACAAUGACCAAGAGCAAGGAUGGCUUCCUCGGGGUUACACACAGUUCCCUUAUUGGUCUGAGGUCUUGGCGCAGUCCAGCUGUGCCCUCCUCCACCUUCUCUGCCACCCAGUUCAGGGCACUCCUGCCCCCCAAAGGCAAGGACCAGGUGGGCGACACCUGGUGGGUCAUUCCCAGUGAGCUUAACAUAUUUACAGGGUACCUACCCAACAACCGUUACCACCCCCCAGCACCACGAGGCAAAGAGGUGCUCAUCCACUCCCUGUUGAGUAUGUUCCACCCCAGACCCUUCAUCAAGUCCCGCUUCGCCCCGCAGGGGGCCGUGGCCUGCAUACAAGCCAGGAGUGACUUCUACUUCCACAUCGCCUUCAGGAUCCAUGCAGAGUUCCAGCUCAACGACGUCCCCGAUUUCCCCUUCUGGUUUACGCCUGGGCAGUUCACUGGCCACAUCGUCAUGUCCAGGGAUGCGUCACAUAUACGAGAGUUCCGCCUCUACGUGCCCAACAAUAGGUCUCUGAAUGUGGACAUGGAGUGGCUCUAUGGAGCCAGUGAGAGCAGUAAUAUGGAGGUGGACAUCGGCUACCUGCCACAGAUGGAGUUGCAGUCAUUCGGUCCCUCCACUCCCUCCUUCAUCCAGGAUGAGGAAGGAAAUGUUAUCGACAGCAGAGGACAGGAGGACGACCCCAUCCAGUUUGUCUUUGAGGACAUUCACUGGACGUCAGAGAUCAGCCAAGAGGAUGCCACUCGGCGCAUAGAGGUCACAUUCUACCCUUUCAAAAAGGUGUCCUACCUGCCUUUCUCUGAAGCGUUUGAGAGGGCGCAGGCUGAGGAGAAGCUGGUGCACUCCAUUCUCCUGUGGGGGGCGCUAGACGACCAGUCCUGCUGAGGUUCGGGGCGGACUCUCCGGGAGACAGUCCUGGAAAGUUCGCCCGUCCUAGCUCUGCUCAACCAGAGCUUCGUCAGCAGCUGGUCUCUUGUGAAGGAGCUGGAAGACAUGCAGGCUGAUGAGCAGGACCCUGUGUUGAGUCAGAGGGCCCGUCUGCACCUAGAGAAGUACAGCUUCCCUGUAGAGAUGAUGGUGGCACUGCCCAACGGCACCAUACUCCACCACAUUAAUGCCAAUUACUUCCUGGAUGAAACGUCCAUGAAGCCUGAAGAGGAAGGAGCCCCGUUCAGUUUCUCUGGGGGGUUUGAGGACCCGUCCACCUCCACUUACAUCCACUUCCUCAAAGAAGGCCUGGAGAAAGCCAAGCAGUACCUGGCACACUAAAUAAUGUAUGUGUGUGUGUGUGUGUGUGUGAGAGAGAGGCUGAGAAAUAACAGUAAUUUCUCUCAAAGGUGAUAAUGAUUUAAGAUCAUGAUAUCCUUCAGUAUAAGGAAUUGUUUCCUAAAGCACUGGCAGCUGAUAAUGACUUUUCUUUCUAAUACAAGUCCUGAACAUCAGACUAAUAUACUAUUCAACUAUUCAAACCCUUCUCGAAGACGUGGGUACUAAACACUAGUGUUACAUUUGUCACAUGCCAUUAUAGUUAGGGCUAGCUAUUGCUUCUCAAUUGCCUUCUUGUGAAA
Molecule: messenger RNA, 2220 nt
Organism: Osmerus eperlanus (European smelt)
Lineage: Eukaryota; Metazoa; Chordata; Actinopteri; Osmeriformes; Osmeridae
Gene: selenon
Product: selenoprotein N
Exons: 12
Biological process (GO): skeletal muscle fiber development; calcium ion homeostasis
Cellular component (GO): endoplasmic reticulum membrane
Source: RefSeq, a predicted model, not a curated record